Vanrija pseudolonga is the source of this 2886-nucleotide messenger RNA. RefSeq names its product putative transporter. The record is from RefSeq and is a predicted model, not a curated record. Gene Ontology annotation, cellular component: plasma membrane. Gene Ontology annotation, biological process: allantoate transport; dipeptide transport; transmembrane transport. The transcript has 11 exons. Gene Ontology annotation, molecular function: dipeptide transmembrane transporter activity; allantoate transmembrane transporter activity. NCBI's taxonomy places the organism in Eukaryota, Fungi, Basidiomycota, Tremellomycetes, Trichosporonales, Trichosporonaceae. The coding region runs from base 1 to 2886 and encodes 961 amino acids.
AUGACCAAGGACGACAAGGAGAAGAUCGCGGGGGACCUUGUUCCCACCCUGGCUCGGACCGACAGCGACGAGCUGGACGGCUACGUCCUCACGCCCGAGGAGGAUGUUGCUCUCAAGCGCAAGGCCGACCUCCACCUGCUCCCGAUCUUGUGCCUCGGGUACUUUCUCCAGUUUCUCGACAAAACUUCGAUGAGCUAUGCCGCCGUCAUGGGUUUUAGACCGGACAACCAUCUCUCGCUGGGCGACUAUUCGUGGCUGGGCAGCAUCUUCUACCUCGGAUACCUCGUCGGCGAGUAUCCUAUGUGCAUUCUGCUGCAAAAGUUCCCGAUCGCCAAGGUGACGGCGGCCAACAUGAUUGUCUGGGGUGCCAUCCUCGCCAUGAUGGCUGUCGCGCACAACUUUGCAGGUCUGAUGGUCGUCCGAUUCCUCCUCGGGUUCUUUGAGUCGUCUAUCACACCAGGCCUGGCCCUCUUCACAGGCCAGUGGUACCGCCUGCGUGAGCAGGGUACCCGCACUGGCCUGUGGUUCUCGAUGAACGGCCUCGGAUACAUUGUAGGCGGCGCCAUGGGAUGGGGCCUACUCAAGGCGACAAACGAGCACAAGCUCGCCAUUGCCGGCUGGAAGAUCAUCUUCAUCGCCUGCGGUAUCGCAACCGUCGCUGCGGGGCUCCUCGUUCUCUUCUUCAUUCCUGACAGUCCGGACACCGCGUGGUUCCUCACCGAGAGGGAGCGCCGCCUCGUCAAGAUCAGGACGAGGGAGAACCAGCAGCCGACCAACAAUGCUUGGGAGUGGCCUCAGUUCUGGGAGGCGUUGCGCGACCCACUUACCUGGCUUUACUCACUUGUUGCCAUUCUGGCCUGUAUCCCCAACGGUGUCACGACAAACUUCUUCACCAUUAUCCUUUCGACCCUCAACUUCUCCACGGCCGAUUCGCUCCUCCUCGGCAUGAUCAACAGCUGGCUGGGCAUCAACUACAUUGUCUACCCGUGGCUGGGUGACAAGUUCAAGAAUCGAAACCUGAUGACCCUCUUCCCUUGCGCGCAGUCGAUCACAGGCUUCGCGCUCGUGUGGGCCCUCCCGAAGCACAUGCAGGCGGGGCGCCUGGCUGGGUUCUAUCUAAUCAUCCCGUACAUUGUCUGCCUGCCGAUCACCCUGUCGUUGAUCACGUCCAAUGUUGCCGGAACGACCAAGAAGACGACAGUCAAUGCACUCUACCUCAUCUUCUACUGCGUGGGCAACCUCAUUGGCCCGCAGACGUUCCGAGCCAAGGAUGCGCCAAACUACACGCCGUGCUACGUGACGUGUAUCGUCUGCGUUGCCCUCGUGGGCGCAACGCAGGUGGCCAUCUACUUUGUGUACCGGCACGAAAACGCGAAGCGCGACAGGUUGGAGGGCACCGACGGCGUGCACCUGUUCAAGGAGUCCGAGGACCUGACCGACAGUCUCGACAAGGAGGCCGCGACGGCCGUGCGCACGGCCGACGCCGACCCGGACCUGUUCAUCUCCAAGGAGGACGACGUGCGGAUCAGGAAGAAGGCGGAUAAGCACCUCUUGCCGAUUCUGUGUGCCGUGUAUGCUCUGCAGUUUUUGGACAAGACUUGCAUGUCCUACGCAGCCAUCAUGGGGUUCCGCCAGGCCAACCACCUCAACACUAGCCAGUACUCGUGGCUCGGCUCCAUCUUCUACCUGGGCUACCUGGUCGGCGAGUACCCCAUGUGCUACGUCCUGCAGCGCUUCCCGAUCGCCAAAGUAACCGGCACCAACGCGAUCAUCUGGGGCGCCGUGCUGUGCCUCAUGGCCAUCGACAAGGGGUUCAUCUACCUGAUGGUGAUCCGGUUCCUGCUCGGCUUCUUCGAGUCGUCCAUCACGCCCGCGCUCGCGCUGUUCACGGGACAGUGGUACAAGCUGCGCGAGCAGGGCACGCGCACGGGCGUAUGGUUCGCGAUGAACGGCUUCGGAUACAUCUUUGGCGGCGCGAUUGCGUACGGGCUCGUCAAGGCCGACAUGGAGCACAAGCUCGCCAUCCCAGGGUGGAAGGUCAUCUAUAUCCUCCUCGGCCUGAUGACUGCCGUCUCGGGUAUCCUGGUGUUGUUGUUCAUUCCUGACACGCCGGACAAGGCGUGGUUCCUCACCGAGGAGGAGAAGAAGCUCGCCGCUAUCCGCGUCCGCGGAAACCAGCAGCCUGUCGAGAGCAAGUGGGAGUGGAGCCAGGUCAAGGAGGCCUUGACGGACCCCCUCACGCUCAUGUACUGCCUCGUCGGUAUCCUGACGUGCAUCCCCAACGGUCUCCUCACCAACUUCUUCACCAUCAUCAUCCAGGGCUUCGGCUUCACGGCCCUCCAGACGCUCCUCCUCGGCAUGGUCAACUCGUGGCUCGCGUUCAACUACUUUGGCUGGCUGUGGCUCGGCGACAAGCUGCGCAACCGCUGCCUGGUGGGCAUUGUGCCGUGCUGCAUCUCGGUCGUCGGCCUGUGUCUGGUGUGGCUCCUCCCGCCGCACAUGAAGAUCGGGCGCCUGGUGGGCUGCUACAUUGUCAUCCCGUACAUCAUCUGCCUCGCCGCGACAAUGUCGCUCAUUACGUCCAACGUCGCGGGCAAGACGAAGAAGUCGACCGUCAACGGCCUCUACCUCAUCUUCUACUGCGUCGGCAACCUCAUCGGCCCGCAGAUCUUCCGCGACAAGGACGCACCCAAAUACACGCCUGCGUACCUCACCUGCGUGCUGUGUGUCGUGCUCACCGGCGUGUGCAUGGUCGGCAUCGACCUCAUCUACCGCCACGAGAACAAGAAGCGCGACCGCCUCGAGGCGCUCAACGGUGUGCACGACUUCAAGCCCGAGGAGGACCUCACCGACAGGCAGAACCCCCACUUCAGGUAUACCCCGUGA